AUGGCGGGCUCUCUUGCAAGCAAGCUCAUGGCCGCGGCCGCUCUAUGCGCCGCUGCUAUCGCUGCUCCCACCGGCGAGGAUCAGAUCGUCUUCAAGACCGAUGCGGACUUGACUCAAGUCCAUGAAGAGCUCUCCAACGCCCAGAUCAUCCCUACGGUCCUGGAAGACUUCCAGCCCAUCAUCGGCCUUUCGGCCGAGUGGUCCUCUUCCAACGUCGCUGAUCUUGGCAACACUUUGAAGCCGGCCAAGCUCCAAAGCGCACCCUCAGUCUCUCUCGUCAAGGGCUCGUCAAUGUCCAGCAGCGUCAUUGCUACCACCUAUGUCUUCACCCUGACUGACCCGGAUGCGCCCACCCGUGACAAUCCCAUUUGGUCCGAGUUCUGCCACUGGAUCGCGACGAGCAGCUCUCCUUCGAUCGCCGUAGGCGUCGAGCCCGCGCAUCUGGAUGAUGUCGUCGAGUACAAGCCACCCGGGCCACCACCGAAGACGGGCAAGCACCGUUACGUAUUCACCGCGUGGGUGCCGGCCAACGGAACUAAGGAGAAGUUGGAUUUGUCCAAGCCGGAGGAGCGAAAGCAUUGGGGAGGCGAGGAAGGACGUGGCGUGCAGAAGUGGGCCAAGGAAAAUGGCCUCGUCGCAGUUGGUGCAAACUUCAUUUACGCCCAGAACGAGAAGCAGUGA
Colletotrichum spaethianum is the source of this 681-nucleotide messenger RNA. RefSeq names its product carboxypeptidase Y inhibitor. Gene Ontology annotation, biological process: regulation of proteolysis; regulation of Ras protein signal transduction. The transcript has 3 exons. Bases 1 to 681 code for a protein of 226 amino acids. The record is from RefSeq and is a predicted model, not a curated record. Gene Ontology annotation, molecular function: peptidase inhibitor activity; phospholipid binding. Lineage: Eukaryota; Fungi; Ascomycota; Sordariomycetes; Glomerellales; Glomerellaceae.